Messenger RNA from Ylistrum balloti, 474 nucleotides. Its product is annotated as integumentary mucin A.1-like. The record is from RefSeq and is a predicted model, not a curated record. The coding region runs from base 1 to 474 and encodes 157 amino acids. The transcript has 4 exons. Lineage: Eukaryota; Metazoa; Mollusca; Bivalvia; Pectinida; Pectinidae.
AUGCCGACGACAACAACAACGAUGCCGACAACAACAAUUAUUUUGACGACAACAACAACUAUGCCGACGACAACAACAACUAUGCCGACGACAACAUAUAUUCCUACGACAACAACACCUAUGCUUAAGACAACAACUAUGCCAACAACAACAAUAGUCAAGAAGACAACAACAAGACAGUUCCCUACCACAUCUCUUGGUACAAAAAGAAGCUCUAAAGUUGACAACAUCGCCGAUGAACUGGUCAGCAGACAAAAUGGCGACAGUGGCGGUCGAUCAGUGAUAUACAUUGCCAUUGGGGCUGGUAGCUGUGGAGUAUUGGUCCUUGUAGCCGCCAUCCUAGCACUUGUACUAAGGCGACGUCAACGCCAGUUAGUUGCUGAAACAGAUGCAAAAACUACCAACAGCCGGGAGAAUCCGAUAUACGAUAUAAUGCACGGAGAAGGAACGAUAUCUGAAAACAGCUUUGUAUAA